AUGAAAGUCUAUUCUCUGCUGCUGUCGAUCGCCCUCAGCUGCUGCUGCUCUGCUGAAGAUGAUCCGGAUCCUCCGUCGAUCCAUCUGAACUCCAUCUUCCAGCCAAACCAAACCGAGGUUCCUCUGACCGCCGGCUCCGCCUUCAACCUCAGCUGUCAUGGCACCGGUUCGGUCCGUUGGACCAGCACCGCGCUCAAUCUCCUCUACUGGGACAGACUGCAGAACCCAGUGGAGGUCAGGAAGUCACACCCCAGACACACUGGAACCUACAGCUGUGGGUACACCAACCAGAGCCUGAAACACCUGGACACCUGGAUACACCUGUAUUUCACAGACCCAGAUGACACCUCCAGUGUGUUCGUCACACCUCGCGCCAGCCCUUCUCUCAAGGAGGGCCAGGACUUCCUGUUCAUGUGUCUGCUCACCGACCCGUCUGUCACCGACCUCAGCCUCCAAUUGGCAGACACCCCCGGGACCAAGGGGCGGGGCCUGCCCCAGGGCAUGAACGUGACGUUUGACCCUAAGAAAGGAGCCCUGGUCCAAGACCUGCAGACGUCGUUCAGAGGACGAUACGUUUGUUCCGGCUGGAAGGACAGAAAGCAGUUCAGAUCCACAUCUGUCAACCUGGUGGUGGUGUCUAGGCUACGUCAUCCUCCCUCCCUGUCCGUCAGUCAGCAUCACUCGGUGCGUCUGGAAGGAGAGAACUUUGAGGUCACCUGUCUGACCAGUAACCCCAACCACUUCUACAACGUCACCUGGAACCACCCGAACACAAAGACGCAGAAUGUCACUGCCAGCUCUCGCUAUAUCAACCACCGCCUGUACAUCAACAGCACCGUGAGGGUCUCACCUGUCAGUCGGACUCACGGUGGCACCUACACCUGUACCGCUGUCAACGAGGCGGGGGCCGCCACAGACACCACACAGCUCAGGGUUCUGGACCGUGCCUACCUGAGGAUCUACCUGCAGCCGAUGCAUCAAGCUAACGCUAACGCUAAGACCAUAGAGGUCAACGACAGCCUGGGUGCUAAUGUUAGCAGCAUGCUAACGGAGGUGCAAGGAGAGCUAGAAGCUAACGUUAGCAGCGGUACCCUGGAAGUGAAUGGAAAAAUUCUUGCUAACUUUAGCACCAAUCAACUGGAUGUGAAUGGGGCUAGCGGUGCUAACGUUAGCGGCGGUAGCACGGUGGAGGUGUACGAAGGUCGAGAUGUGACGUUGACCUUUGUGAUCGAAGCGUAUCCUCCAAUCAGGAGCCAGUGCUGGACGACGACGACACACGUCAAUAAUAACAACUAUACGGUGUACCAGGAGCACUACGCUCCUAACGGCUACAGGUCGGAGGCCAGCUUGUUGCUGCGGCGGAUUCGUCAGGAGGAUCGAGGUCGAUACUCGUUCCACUUUGUUAACUCGUUCUUCAACGGCACGAAGAACAUCGACCUCCGAAUCUACUGUUCUCCGAAAGCCAUCAUCAGUGUGCAGAACGACACUCUGACCUGCUACAGCUCUGGAUAUCCGUUACCCACAAUCCUCUGGUUCAUCUGCCCCGGGGUCACCGACACGUAUGUAUAUAAAUUAACUGAAUUGCUGUCAGCAUCCUCAACAGGUAGUUCAUUACAGACAACAUCCUGUGAAGUUUAGGUGUGUUGAUUGUUAAUUAGCUUCUAUCUCACACCUGUUCAUCAA
Messenger RNA from Anarrhichthys ocellatus (wolf-eel), 1683 nucleotides. Its product is annotated as macrophage colony-stimulating factor 1 receptor 2-like. The record is from RefSeq and is a predicted model, not a curated record. The transcript has 8 exons. NCBI's taxonomy places the organism in Eukaryota, Metazoa, Chordata, Actinopteri, Perciformes, Anarhichadidae. The coding region runs from base 1 to 1638 and encodes 545 amino acids.